This is a messenger RNA of Mucor velutinosus, 1752 nucleotides long. RefSeq lists its product as uncharacterized. NCBI's taxonomy places the organism in Eukaryota, Fungi, Mucoromycota, Mucoromycetes, Mucorales, Mucoraceae. The transcript has a single exon. The coding region runs from base 1 to 1752 and encodes 583 amino acids. The record is from RefSeq and is a predicted model, not a curated record.
AUGUCAAACUCUUAUUAUCAACAACAAGAUGUUGUCUCACCUACUUCCACUGAGAGAUUACUGUUUGACUACUUACGACCCCACCUCGAGAGACAACAGCAGGAACAUGAGCAAGUACAGCAAGCAAGGGACGAGAUCUACAUAGCAAGUCAGUGCGAACUUUCAUUGUAUGAGAAACAGCAAAGCUUCUUUUCAAAGCCUGUCUUAAACGACACCUUUAUAAUAUCCGACGAAGACGAACAGCAGCAAUUCAGAAGAGCCAGCAUCACUCUUCAGCUCGCCAACUUUUCCGAUCUCCAGAUUGCAUUAAAAGACAUUGAAGACAUGGAGCCCUCAGCCAUAAGAACGAGAUCCAAUUAUACACAACAAAAGACGACCGAAGAAGAUUUGGUCAAUCUAUCAUCCACCACGGAAUUUUUCGUUCCGCCCUCUGUGCGCCUCAACGUUGAGAGUUCACAGAUACUAGACAUGCUCAUGGCCCGCGCUGUGGAGCACUGGUGCUGUAUUGGUUUCAAAGUAGCUCCCAUAAGCGUAGACCUUAUCAGGAAUUGGCGUAAAGCGCCCCAGCCAAUUGUGUAUUGUAUAGCCUCGAUUUGUCUAGUGACAUUUAUGGAUCAGCAGAUUAAAAGAAACAGCCUUUACUUUAAACAAGCAGCGAUGGUGUUCUAUGAGCAAGCAAGAAACAAGUUAGACGAUAUCCUGUUUGACGAUAUGCAGCCACUGAUCAUUCAGUCCUACUUUUGUCUUAGCUACACAUCCAACCUACUGCGGCUGUACGAGCAGCAGCGCACUUGGGGCGGCCUGGCAUCUAUUUCCUUGCAGCAUUUGGCAGAACAACAAGUAGUGAGAUCCGAGCCAGUGGAUAAUAUCACACUGGGAUGCUGGUUUCGAUGGUACUAUGUUGACGCUUGGAUGUGCCUCACGUUGAACAGAGAUUGCUUACUGCCAGACACCGUGCCUUGGGUGGAUCUGGGCCACAUUACCAAACUAUCGCUCGCCAAGCUCCAGCAAGAUCAGCACAAUCUGUACAGCUUUGCCUGCCUGACACACUACAUGCGGCGCUAUAUUCGAGCCUUGCAUUCAGGCAAAAUCUUUGUAAAUCAGCAGCAGAAAAUUCCCUCCAGUCAUUAUUACAGCAUCACCAAGGAGCUGACGAGUUGGUAUACUCAAUUGCCAAAAAAGAACCUUAUAGCCGAGAUACACUUGCAUCUAUGCUAUAACUCCAUGCGGCUUGUUGUUCUGUAUCAAUUCCUAAACCCACAACAAUCACCACCUCACGAUAUUUUAAUUGAUUGCCUCCAAACCAAUUUGGAGCUGCUGCAAACAUUGCGACAUCUCAAGACAAUGGGCUGCGAUCAGAGUACCUAUCACCACAUGUUUUUCGCCAUUCACAACACAGCGAAACGCAUCCUACAGUAUGACAAGGAGGAAUUUAAUGCACACGCGCAAGAACAGCUCAAAAUCAACCUCAUUAUGCUCAAAAGUACGCAGGCAUAUACACAUGAUGUGUUUAAAAUGAAGAUAUAUGCUCAGAAAAUACAGGAUCAGUUUACAAGGAUGAACAUUGCCAUCCCAGAGGUGGCCUGCUCUCUCUCUACUGCUUCUCAAUCCAGCGCAAGGACAGCGUUCAACCAAACACAUGGCAUUGACAUAUCCAAACCUGCCUUCAUGUUGCCGCAACAACCGCUGCAAAUAGUAUUCAAGAACGAACAGCAAAGACAAAUAUCAACCAAGAGGAAAAAGUCGCAAUAA